Labeo rohita (rohu) is the source of this 3622-nucleotide messenger RNA. It is a transcript of the gene kcnh1b, whose product is annotated as potassium voltage-gated channel, subfamily H (eag-related), member 1b. Gene Ontology annotation, biological process: potassium ion transmembrane transport; regulation of membrane potential. Lineage: Eukaryota; Metazoa; Chordata; Actinopteri; Cypriniformes; Cyprinidae. Bases 60 to 2927 code for a protein of 955 amino acids. Gene Ontology annotation, cellular component: membrane. Gene Ontology annotation, molecular function: delayed rectifier potassium channel activity. The transcript is spliced from 11 exons. The record is from RefSeq and is a predicted model, not a curated record.
CUUUCAGGCAGGAGCCAGCCUCAUCCUCACACCGAGCUCAGACCGUAUGAGGAGUAGGGAUGGCCGGGGGACGCAGAGGACUAGUGGCCCCUCAAAAUACUUUUCUGGAGAAUAUAGUCCGCCGAUCUAAUGACACCAAUUUUGUUUUGGGGAACGCCCAAAUUGUGGAUUGGCCUAUAGUCUACAGCAAUGAUGGAUUCUGCAAGCUGUCUGGAUACCACCGUGCUGAAGUCAUGCAAAAGAGCAGCACAUGCAGCUUUAUGUAUGGAGAACUCACUGACAAAGAAACGUGCGAGAAAGUCCGCCAGACCUUUGAAAACUACGAGAUGAACUCCUUUGAAAUACUCAUGUACAAGAAGAACAGGAUGCCAGUGUGGUUCUUUGUCAAAAUUGCUCCGAUCCGAAACGAACAGGACAAAGUUGUUCUUUUUCUCUGCACCUUCAGUGAUAUCACUGCAUUCAAGCAGCCUAUUGAAGAUGACUCAUCUAAAGGCUGGGGUAAAUUUGCUCGCCUGACACGGGCGUUGACAAGCAGCCGUGGUGUUUUACAGCAGCUGGCUCCGACCGUCCACAAGGGCGAGAACGUCCACAAGCACUCCCGUCUGGCCGAGGUAUUGCAGCUAGGCUCUGACAUCCUCCCGCAGUACAAGCAAGAGGCUCCGAAAACACCUCCUCACAUCAUCCUGCACUACUGCACCUUCAAAACUACCUGGGACUGGGUGAUUCUCAUCCUCACUUUCUACACGGCCAUUAUGGUGCCCUACAACGUGUCCUUCAAGACCAAGCAAAACAACGUCACCUGGCUGGUGGUAGAUAGCAUUGUGGAUGUGAUUUUCCUGGUAGACAUUGUGCUUAAUUUCCACACCACCUUUGUUGGACCUGCUGGGGAGGUGAUUUCAGACCCAAAGCUCAUUCGGAUGAACUACGUGAAGACCUGGUUCGUCAUUGACCUCCUCUCCUGUCUUCCUUAUGAUGUCAUUAAUGCCUUUGAGAACGUUGACGAGGGCAUCAGCAGCCUAUUCAGUUCUCUGAAGGUGGUGCGUUUGUUGCGUCUCGGCCGUGUGGCCCGUAAGCUGGACCACUACAUUGAAUACGGUGCGGCGGUGCUGGUGUUGCUGGUUUGUGUGUUCGGCCUGGCCGCCCACUGGCUGGCCUGCAUCUGGUACAGCAUCGGUGACUAUGAGGUCAUAGAUGAAGAAAACAACUUGCCUCGCAAUAACAGCUGGCUGUAUCUUCUGGGAGAAGCCGUUGGCACACCAUAUCGCUACAAUGCCAGCGGCACGGGAAAGUGGGAAGGGGGUCCAAGCAAAGAUUCGGUCUACAUCACAUCAUUGUACUUCACCAUGACCAGCCUGACCAGUAUCGGCUUCGGGAACAUCGCGCCCACCACGGAUGGAGAGAAGAUCUUCGCCGUGGCCAUGAUGAUGAUUGGCUCUCUCCUUUAUGCCACCAUCUUUGGUAACGUAACCACCAUCUUCCAGCAAAUGUACGCCAACACCAACCGCUACCACGAGAUGUUAAACAGCGUGAGAGACUUCCUGAGGCUCUACCAGGUUCCCAAGGGCCUCAGCGAGAGGGUCAUGGACUAUAUCGUCUCUACAUGGUCCAUGUCCAGAGGAAUUGACACAGAUAAGGUGUUGCAAAUUUGCCCCAAAGACAUGCGAGCGGACAUCUGCGUUCAUCUCAACAGGAAGGUGUUCAAAGAGCAUCCGGCUUUCCGACUGGCCAGCGACGGGUGUUUGCGAGCGCUUGCCAUGGAGUUUCAAACCAUUCACUGCGCCCCAGGCGACCUCAUCUACCACGCGGGCGAAAGUGUGGACAGCCUCUGCUUUGUGGUGUCAGGCUCUUUGGAGGUCAUCCAGGACGAUGAAGUCGUUGCUAUUUUGGGAAAGGGAGAUGUGUUCGGGGAUGUGUUCUGGAAAGAGGUGAAUUUGGCUCAGGCUUGUGCAAACGUCCGUGCGCUGACCUACUGCGAUCUUCACAUCAUCAAACGGGACGCCUUACAGAAGGUUCUGGAAUUCUACACAGCCUUCGCCGGACACUUCUCACGGAACCUGGUGUUAACCUACAACCUGAGGAAAAGGAUCGUCUUCCGAAAAAUAAGUGACGUCAAACGGGAGGAAGAAGAGAUGCUGCGAAGGAAGAACGAAGCGCCUCUGAAUCUUCCUCCAGAUCACCCCGUCCGGCGUCUCUUCCAACGAUUCCGUCAGCAGAAAGAGGCCCGUCUGGCGGCGGAGCAAGCGAGUCAAGGAGAACAGGACGUGGAGAGAGGCAAAGCAGAGACCGCGGUACACGAGAUUACAGCAACGACCAGCGUCGUCACAGUCACUGAAAGUCCAGCCACACCGAUUUCCUCCCCCUCAUCUAGAACGUCAUAUCGAGCCAAACUUUGCACUCCUGUGACCCCUAAUGGAAACUGUACAGGAAACAAGUCAGCAGAACCACCCAAAAGCAAAGGCUGGGGUCGGCUUAAAGAUGCCACGGCUAAGUCUGAUCUCUCCUGGCGUUCUGUGUCCAAAGCCGAGUCCAUGGAGAUGCUUCCAGACAGGACUAAGUCGCAAGAUGAACUGACCCUCAAGAAGACAGACUCGUGCGACAGCGGCAUCACCAAGAGUGAUCUGCGACUCGACAAUGUGGGCGACGGUAGCGCUCGGACCCCUCAGGAUCGGAGCCCCUUGCAAGCCGAGGGCAAGCGAGCGUUUUACCCCAUCCCAGAACAGAGUCUCCAGGCCUGCUUUACAGAACUGAAGCAGGAGCUGCGAGGAGACAUCCUUUCACUCAGCAGCAGAAUGAGCGCGCUCGAAAGCCAGCUCGCUGAGAUGCUUCGGCUUCUCAAAGACAGAAAGAUCUCAAGAUCUUCAAACCUGUUUGAUAUAUCAAGACCAGACUCUCCAGUUUCAGAAAAGGAUGACAACAUAUUCUCCUAAGUACGUUUCAUGUCUGAUGCGGCGGGCUGAAAGUAACACGGUUUGGUCCUGUUGUAGUCAAAGACAAACUGACCUCAACUAGUAUCUUUCUUUAAAGACAGAGAAAUUUUUUCAGUGUUGUAAUUUUUAAUUUUAACUUGUGUUGCGGCGUUCAUACACUCUUAAAGGUGAAGUCCACUUCCAGAACAAAAAUUCACAUAUAAUGUACUCACCCACUUGUCAUCCAAGAUGUUCAUGUCAUUCUUCUUCAGUCAUAAAUAAAUUGUUUUUUGAGGAAAACAUUUCAGGAUUUUUCUCCAUAUAAUGGACUUCUAUGGUGCCCCGAGUUUAAACUUCCAAAAUGCAGUUUAAAUGCGGCUUCAAACGAUCCCAAAUGCAAAGAAGAUCAAACACCCUUAACAAAAAAGGUAAAACAGCGAUAUAGGAUGAUUUUGAAGUUGAGGGAGAACAUGAGAUGGGAGUUUUUCGACAUAUCCUAACUGUCAUGAACCAGAACAAAGAGUUCAGGCAGUUUAAGACAAGACGAGUGUUUGACAUUAAAAAGUAUAAAAAUUUUAUUAUUUUUUAUGAAAAUAACUAAUAGUUUCUCUAGAUAAGAUCCCUUCUUUCUCAGCUGGGAACGUUUACAACUGCAUUUGGGAUCAUUUGAAGCCACUUUUAAACUUAAUUUUGGAAGUUCAAACUUGGGGCACCAU